This is a messenger RNA of Oryctolagus cuniculus (rabbit), 5940 nucleotides long. RefSeq names its product golgi reassembly stacking protein 1 (gene GORASP1). The record is from RefSeq and is a predicted model, not a curated record. Lineage: Eukaryota; Metazoa; Chordata; Mammalia; Lagomorpha; Leporidae. Gene Ontology annotation, cellular component: Golgi apparatus. Gene Ontology annotation, biological process: Golgi organization. Gene Ontology annotation, molecular function: protein binding.
CGGGGCUGUCUGCGGCCAGCGCCGCUCCCGCCCGGUGUCCGCGGCGCGCAGAGCCGCAGCGGUUCCUGGGCCGGCCGCCGGAAUGGGCCUGUGGCCGGAGAGGAAAGGCCGGCUGCCGUGGGACGCACUGGUGCCCUCGGCACGGCUGCACGACCGCCCGUGCCUGCUCGCCCGCACCGCGGGUCUUCCGGCUCGGGGGGUCAUGGUGAUCGCGUGGACGCUGGCCGCGAGGGUCUCAGAGGCCGCCGCAGGAGGACCUGGGCGGAGCAUGCGGGAGGGCCCGAGAGAGCCUUAGGAGACGCGGGGGAGAGGGAGGGCCUCUGACCCCAGGUCUGCUGGUGCAUAUGGCGAGGCCGGCGAGGGUGCCGCUGUGUUUGGAAGGCGAGGCUUGGCCGCCGGCUGCCGCUCGGGUGGGCUUUUCCAGCGUGAAAGGCCAGCUGGCGUGGGGCCCGGAGCAGACAUGGUUUGUGCUUGGCAGUGCGCUUGCUCCUCGUGAGGCCUGGGACAGGAAAUGUGGACAGUGCGAGUCCUGCCGCAGGCAGGCUUGUUCGGAGGCGAAGGAAUUCAGGUCCAGGAGAACUCCCCAGCCCAGCAGGCAGGCCUGGAGCCCUACUUUGACUUCAUCAUCACCAUCGGGCACUCGAGGCUGAACAAAGAGAAUGACACGCUGAAGGCCCUGCUGAAGGCCAACGUGGAGAAGCCCGUGAAGCUGGAGGUGUACAGCAUGAAGACCAUGAAGGUGCGCGAGGUCGAGGUGGUGCCCAGCAACAUGUGGGGCGGCCAGGGCCUGCUGGGCGCCAGCGUGCGCUUCUGCAGCUUCCGCAGGGCCAGCGAGCACGUGUGGCACGUGCUGGACGUAGAGCCGUCUUCUCCUGCCGCCCUUGCUGGCCUGCUGCCCUACACAGACUAUGUGGUCGGCUCAGACCAGGUCCUCCAGGAGUCUGAGGACUUCUUCACGCUCAUCGAGUCCCACGAGGGGAAGCCCCUGAAGCUGAUGGUUUAUAACUCUGAGUCGGACUCCUGCCGGGAGGUGACCGUAACUCCCAACGCAGCGUGGGGUGGAGAGGGCAGUCUGGGGUGUGGCAUUGGCUACGGGUACCUACACCGGAUCCCAACCCAGACCCCCAGCCACAAGAAGCCACCUGGUGCCCCACCGCCUGGCACUGUGCCACCUGAUGCCCCGGCACCUGGACCCACCCUCCAGGACUUUCCUGGCUCUUCGGGCCCAGAGAUGGGUUCCAGGCAGAGUGACUACAUGGAGGCCCUGCUACAGGCACCUGGCUCCUCCGUGGGGGAACAGCUUCCUGGGCCUGGGAGUCCCAGCCAUACCGCUCUAGACCUUGGAGGACUUCCUCCUCCUGUGGAAACUCCCCUUCAGCCUCCGCCUCCAGUGCAGCGCGUCAUGGACCCAGGCUUUCUGGACGUGUCAGGCAUUUCCCUCUUGGACAGCAGCAAUGGCGGCGUGUGGCCCGGUCUGCCCCCUCCCACAGUGCCCCCCUGCACAGCUGUCUCCAGCUCAGGGCCAGAGGACGUGUGCUCCAGCAGCAGUUCCCACGAGCGGGGCGGUGAGGCCACGUGGUCUGGGUCCGAGUUUGAAGUCUCCUUCUUGGACAGCCCCGGUGCCCAGGCCCAGCUGGACCACCUGCCUCAGCUGACCCUUCCCGACAGCCUCACCUCUGCAGCCUCACCCGAGGACGGGCUGUCGGCUGAGCUGCUCGAGGCUCAGGCAGAGGAGGAGCCAGCAAACACGGAGAGCGCGGAUUUGAGGCCAGAGCCCGAGGGGCCAGCCAGCCAGGGCCCCCUCUCUACCCCGGAACCACACUCUGGGCUGUGACGAGGCUCCGUGACGUCCUAGGGCCCGGCGGCCGGGCUCUGCUAGGCGGCCUGCUGUGCUGUGGGUGUCUGACUCAUCCCUGUGCCUUCACCUUCCCGGGCUGCAGCUCCAAGUGGCCUGAGGGACACCAGCCGGCAGCGGGCUUUCGUGCUGCUCAGACCCCCUCCUGCCCUACAGCGUGUGUGCCACCUGAUGGUCCUGGCUUUGGGGGUUUCAGACAAGUCCUCUUGGGCUGGUCGAGGGCUAGGAGCAGCACCCCGCGUUAAACGUUGCGUAGGCGCUCAGCAGACGAGCAUGGCUUGUUUGUUGCCCGGGUGGGGCACAAGGCCCCAGUGGAUGGUGAGAGGCCAAGGGCUGGAGGGAGGGCACCGUUUGGCCCUCGCCUUCUCAGGUCCAGGACUUGCUGUGGUCCCCGUGCCUGCCCAGGAGGUGGCAGGCUCUGGUCACAACCCAGUGUGAAAAUGGGGUGAGGGAGGAAGGGGAUAGUGUUGGUGUUGGCUCAGUCACUUCCUAGGCUCACCGUGAUUCUGCUUGCACUGUCCAGUUGUCCCCACUGGAGGAGGGACAGUGUGCUCACCCUCCAGGCCCUUCAGCACAGACCCCCAUUGUUGUGGGUCUUCGGUCACAAUGUUGCUCUUCCCUGGGGGCUACAAGCCAGUCCCCACAGCAACUCCUGUCAAUGCCCAAUCUUACACAACCACCCCUUCUGACUGCAGGGGGCAUCCAGCCAGCCCCAGUGGCGAAUCAGCAUCGCAGAUUUACAUUCACUGACCUCACCGACCUAUGCGAGCUCAAGGCCGGUCUACGUGACUAGGUCUUUGCACACGACCCUCACCCAGAGGGGAGUUAGGGGCCGAGAGUGCCUAAGAGCCCGUCUGUUCCCGAAGCUCAGGGAGAGCCGUCCUCCCAUGCCCUGGUGCCUUUGGGAGCUAAGGCUGGGUUGUGUCCCCUGCUCUGUCUGUCCCUGCGGAAAGGAGGGCCCACCCACGAAUGACCCCCUCACAACUCCAGUGCUCUGCUUGGUGGCCGGAGGCCCUCGCCUUCCCACGCCAGCCACUCCCUUGCCAGUGGCCUUGAAAACUGCUCUGGUGUUGGUGACGUGUGCCUCUGCCAGGCCGGCAGGAGCAGACCGUGCUCUGCGGUGCCGACCAGCUGAGCGGAGGGAGGCCCCAGGUCAGCACUGGGAGGUUCCAAGCACGUGACUUCCUUCAGAGCCAGCCCUGUCAGGCUACCAGUGCAGCUGUGAAGGCAGUGGGGCAGCGACACACGGGACCCCAGGCUCACGUCCCUUAACUCUGGGCUGGCAGCCUGACCCAGAGUUGCCCCUGCCCAAAGGUUCUGGCUCAUCCCUCACUUUGAAGCCCGCUACUCCCCAAAGCGGGGGAUAAAGAGGGCAUCGAGGCUAAUGACUUCCAGGGUGCACAGGAACCCAGAGGUUUCUUUCUCUAAUCUGCUACGAAGAAAGUGACAGGUGAAAAAAAUAAAUAUGUACUCUGCUUUGAAAUAUUUUAACUAAAGCUUUUAUUCUAUACAACUGUGAAAUACGGUUUUAUACCCUUUUGGCAUGGCAGACUCAAAUUUUCCGGAAAUGGUAUUACGGUUUGACUGGAGGGACAGAAUAGGUACGGUCAUGCUGGGGGUCAGGUCCGUGACGGAGCACGGCCGCCCUGGGCCCGGCACACGGGGCAGAGUGGCCUGGGAGCAGCUGUGCCUUUCGCACCAAGGCCCCGUGUGCAGAUGCAACUGAGGGCUGGUAAUUUUUAUCUUUAUCUUUUUUUUUUGCCAUGAAUUCACAACUAUUGCUAAAAAAAAAAGGUGCACCAAAAGCACACUGCUGUAUUCAACAAAUAGAAAGGACUCGAGGAAGGGAGAAAGACCGUUUCAGCUCGUUGGCGACGUGACUGCGCACAUCUUCAAAGUGCAGGAGGCAGUGACCUGUCCACUUUCCAAAGGAAGCUGCCCAGUGGGGAGGGAACCCUGUCUGCAGUUGUGCGGAUCAGAAUCUCAAUAGUAAGGGGUGGGCCUGAGCCCAUGAGCUGCCCCCGGUGGACCCUGCGAAGAUGUAGAAAAGAAAACACCUGCGCACCCCCCACCCCGUCCCAGGCCGGAAGAGCCGGGAGCUGGCGAGGCGACGGGGGUGAACUGCCCGCCGAAGGCACUUGUGCUUCUGGCUGCGUACAGGACCAUCGAACUAUUCUGAAUACAAAGAACUUGGGGGGAAUCCAGAGAAUUUCCUGCCAAAAGUCCAAGUGUUUAUCCCCAAUAAGUUAUAUUCUGUACAAGAUCCAAAUGAUUCUAUGAAAGCUUUAGAUUGUUAGAAAGAACAGUGAAAAGAAGAUCUGAUACAGAUAACAAAAAUCUGCAUACAAAACUUUGGAAAAACAAACAUGUAUACUUCCAGGAUACGACAUUCAAGCUCGCUGUGCUCUCCCUCUACUUUGACACCAUACGUUUUAGGUAGCAUUUGAAUCAAAUUAUAGUUUCAUCAUGGUCUUAAGUUCUGAUGGUGUCCUACUGCUCGCCCACGGCGAAAACCUGUAGUCUCAGCUGGCUCUACCCAUGAAUACAACUGCACGCAGGAGGAGGGAGGGAAACAGGUGCCUCCCCCGGGCUGCCGCAGCAAGGCAGCGCCCACCCCACAGUCCAAGUGCUCUGACCCAGCACCUAAAAUUGCAGCAGAUCUUUCUACAAGAACACAUCUGAGAUGCAAUAUUAAAAAGAAGCCCAAUAUUAACCAUUUAUUACGAAAUGGGCUGGCUCUCGAAUUGUGCAACAGCAAUUCGCAUUAAAAAUAAUUGUCUUAAAUGGUGAAAACAAUUUGAUAAGUUUUUUAUGACAAACUUGGAAAAAGCCUUCAAAGGUGCUGCAUGAAUGGAAUGUACUCUCAGAAAAGCUAUGGAGCAUGUGGGUUUGAGAUUGAAACACAGUAACAGAUGCGGCCCAAUGAUGUGUCUCUUAACAAGUGCUAACAGACAAAGACAAGGUCCUUUCAAACAAAAGGAGGAAGCCAAGUCUGCACUGGCCUGUGCUCAGUUCUCUGUCCAUCGCCAAGACAGGCUGCUUCCCUGGGGACAGCUUAAUCUACACGUGGAGACUGGUUUCUAUAUUACACUUCGAUUAGUCACUUCAACUGAAAGGGAAUCUCGGUCCGUACCAGGUCGGCCGUUAGAAGUCUUGCUCCCGUUGGGGCUUGGUGGGCUUCUCCUAGGACUACUCUUGGGGCCAGAGAGGAAGGUAGCGAAUGAAUACCCAGGAGCUGGCCCGCUCUUCACGUGGACUUCUGACGGUAGUGGAGGGUGAGGUCCCCACCGCUUUUCCAUAUGAAGUGUUUCACUGUUCGAAGGUCCAUAUUCGGAUCCAGAACCUGAACACACACGACAGACACAACACUUCUAAGUCUCUUGCUACCUACCGGCCGAGGUGCUCCCACCAGGUGACCCAGCCUGCUCUUCGUGUUUGGCCUCCAGGUACCCAGGCACGCGACCGGGCAGAAAGCUGCGUCUUUCGUGGUUAGGCCAGGAACACAAGGCUGGCAUUCAGCCACCGCUCCAGGAAAAUGCCUGGGUGCAUCUUGAUCUAAAACAGCUCUGCCGUCUCCACUGCAAGUCUAACCCAGCACACGUUUUGCAAAUCUAGACCAUGUGUCUCCUUGUUAGGAAACAAGGCCACCAGCAGUCUGAUCUAGGAGUGUGUGUAAUCUCUGGGUUCUUCCUGAAAAACCUCCCACGAGUGAAGAGGGGCUUUCGUGUGGGCUAAAGAGCCCCUCUAGGGGCCGGCACUGUGGCUCAGUGGGUUAACGCCCUGGCCUGCAAUGCCGGCAUCCCAUAUGGGCGCCGGUUCAAGUCCUGGCUGCUCCUCUUCUGAUCCAGCUCUCUGCUAUGGCCUGGGAAAGCAGUAGAAGGUGGCCCAAGUCCUUGAGCCCCUGCACCUGCAUGGGAGAACCAGAAGAACCUCCUGGCUCCUGGCUUCGGAUCGGCGCAGUUCCAGCCGUUGCGGCCAAUUGGAGAGUGAACCAUCGAAUGGAAGACCUCUCUCUCUCUCUGCCUCUCCUCUCUGUGCAACUCUUUCAAAUAAAUAAAUAAAUCUAAAAAAAAAAAAAAAAAAAA